This is a messenger RNA of Daphnia pulicaria, 802 nucleotides long. RefSeq names its product tRNA wybutosine-synthesizing protein 3 homolog. Gene Ontology annotation, cellular component: cytoplasm. NCBI's taxonomy places the organism in Eukaryota, Metazoa, Arthropoda, Branchiopoda, Diplostraca, Daphniidae. The transcript has 5 exons. Gene Ontology annotation, biological process: tRNA methylation. The record is from RefSeq and is a predicted model, not a curated record. Gene Ontology annotation, molecular function: tRNA methyltransferase activity. The coding region runs from base 153 to 776 and encodes 207 amino acids.
UACCCAUGGUAAAAUAUAUAAACACGAAGCCGGGACAGCAAGUUAUUAUUAUUUAUUAUACGUGUUGAAUUGGUAGCAAGAAUCUUUCACUGUUAAUCGUAACAUCGUCUUUUGAAAGUAAACAACUAGCUGUCACUAACAAAUCAAGAGAAAUGUCGACGAAUAAGAUAUUCUCAAAUCAAAAACAGGCUGCUUUCGCAGGACAAGAUUUAAGCCGAAAAGGGUCUGUUGAUGAACCAAUCAAGGAAUUAGUUGAUUUUAUCAAUUCUUUGGAGAGUUACUUCACAACCAGUUCUUGCUCUGGAAGAAUUGUUGUGUUAGCAGAUACUCCAGAAGAGGAACCAUCUAUUCAAAAGGAUGGCUGCAAAUGGGUACAUGUCUCGCACAUCAAAUGUACUUGUGAAGAAAUAUUUACCAAACUUGAUCCUUCAAUUGGAGAUCUUAGUUUUAAAUUUGAGGCUUUUGUCCUGCAUGUUCAGUGCAGAACACUUGAUGAUGCACAAUUGAUGUUAAGCUGUGGAGUUCAAGCAGGAUUCAGGAAUUCUGGCAUUUCUCUCAAGUCAAGGAAGAAUUCAAAUCAAGAAUGGCCAAAAAUCAUUGUAGCCAUUAGAUCAACUCAUGGCAUUGAGGCUCCCCUAUCAACAGGUGGCAAAUUACUUGUUACCUCAGAGUAUGUGGACCACAUUGUUACUAAAGCUAACAUGCUGAUGGAUGAGAACCUUAAAAGAAUUACCAGAUUUCAUCAAAAACUUGUACAGCAAAUUAAAGUCGAGUGAAAUAUACAAAGGGUUUAAAAAAUGUA